GUACCAUUCAGUAAUCCUGAGGUAAAAUGGCGUCGGGUGCCAUUUCCACGGACUGCAAGAAAAUAUCAGAAUUAAGAGUUGUUGAUCUUAAAUCUGAGCUCAAGCGAAGGAAUUUGGACACUUCAGGUGUAAAGAGCGUUCUUCUCGCAAGACUGAGACAGGCGAUUGAGGAUGAAGGUGGCGACUCAGAAAACUUUCAGAGCCAGCCUCCAUGUGACGCGUCACCUCGGAAAGGCGGAAAAGCUAAAGGGAAAAGACCGGACUCGGAUCUGGACACGACAGCAGAGGAAGAUGCGUUCAACAAGGAAACUGAGGAGUAUGAAUCAGAGAAAGAUGUAACUGAUACAGAUGAUGGUACUCGUGAAAAUACUAAGCCUGCACCCUGUGAGGACGGCCCGGCUCAGCCCGAGGCUGAGGCCGAACCAGAGUCAGAAGCUGUGGCGGCUGAGGCUGAUUCAGAGCCUGAGCCCGAGGUCGAUGCCGAUGCUGAGCCGGAGGCGGAUGAGGACGCCGACCCAGGGAUGGAUGGAGAGGCUGAGCCAGAGGCAGAGACCGAUCUGGCUGAGAUGGAUGCUGAAGCCAUGAAUUCCUCUAAAGAGGCCGAGGAUGAUCACCUAUCCGUCUCUAUCCCAAACGAAGAUGCCAUCACCCUAGAUGUUGAUGGUGACGAUCUCCUGGAAACAGGUAAACAUGUGAAACUUCCAGAUCCAGAUGCCGAGAAGGGCACUGAUGAGCCGGAGGCCUCGGCUGAGACGGGCCCAGAUGAUGACAUGAAGGAGGAAGAGACAGAGGGCCACAAAGAUGGUAAGAAAGACGAUGGAUCCAGGUGUGAGCCCACGAAGAAAGACGGCAGAGAGUCCCUGAAGAAAGCUGAAACGGGAGAUAAAGAAAAGGAUUCUGGGAAGAAAGGCCCCUCCACUACUGGGGCGUCAGGUCAAGCAAAGAGCUCUUCAAGAGACCGAGAGGGGAAGGCUGCGAAGGAUGAGAAGGGAGUCGUCAGCAGCAGCAACAGCAGCUCGUCUCGUAACAUCUGGGUGAGCGGCCUGUCCUCAAACACCAAAGCAGCUGAUCUGAAGAACCUGUUCGGCAAAUAUGGAAAGGUUUUAAGCGCCAAAGUGGUAACGAACGCUCGGAGUCCUGGUUCGAAGUGUUAUGGUUUGGUGACGAUGUCCUCAAGUACAGAGGUGACUCGGUGCGUCUCCCACCUCGACUGCACAGAGCUGCACGGACAGCAGAUCUAUGUGGAGAGGGCCAAAAACGACCCGUUCAAAAAAGAGCCGUCGAAGAAAGAAGCAGAGGACAAAGCAGGUUCCAGUAAAUCCGGUGACAAGCGCAGUUCCACAGGGACAAAGUGGACGAACAAAGCUCAGCCAUCGUACAAAAAAGAUGACAAGAAGUCAGAUAAACUCUCAGAGAAGGACAAAGAUUUAUCCAAGAAACAGGAAGCCAAGAGCACAAAGUCUGAGUCUGUGUCAUCCAACCUGGGACAAGAUUCAUCAAAGAAAGACGACAGAAAACACGGACGGACAAAGAGCCCAGGGAAGAUGAUGGGAAUGGAUCACACCAAAGGAGACAACAACUUUGGCAAAAUGAGACCUUUCAGAAGGGGAAGGUAUUUUGAUAAACCUUUUGUCAACAUGAACAUUCAGAGGCGGCCAAAGUGGUUGAUUCCUCCUGAAGAGUUUGAGAUGAUGAAGGACAAACAGCGACCUUUCAGUAACAAAGGAGAAGACAUGGAUAUCCUGCCGUUUGAGAAGAUGAAGGAGCAGCGGAUGAGAGAGCGGAUGGCUCGUCUGGAGCGAGUGCGCAGAGCUGUGGAGCUGCGCAGGCGACGUGAAAUCGCCGAACGAGAGCGACGGGAGCGCGAGCGUGUGCGUCUGCUGCGGGAGCGUGAAGAGCGGGAGAACCUGCUCCGAGAGCGGCAGAGACUGGAGAUGGAGAGACAGAAACUGGAGAGGGAGCGUCUGGAGAGAGAGAGGCUGGAGAGAGAGAGAGUCCGUAUAGAGCAGGAGCGGCGUAAAGAGGCCGAGCGGAUGGCUCGUGAACGUGAGGAGCUGAGGAGGCAGCAGGAGCAGCUCCGCUACGAACAGGAGAAGAGAAACAACCUGAAGAGAGGCCGCGAGGUGGAGCACAGUCGCAGAGACGAUCCCUACUGGAAUGGAAACAAGAAGAUGCAGUCGGAGUCUGACGUCCGUUUGAACCAAGGCUCCAGCUACAACCGGCAGCAGAACCGCUUCUCAAACUUCAACCCUCGAGACAGAGGGCGUUUCCCUGAGGCUGCAGCCGAGCAGCCCAACACCUACGACAGACGGAACAGGUUUGACGGAGAGCCUGAGGUGAAGAAAACCCGCCCCGCUCCUCACAGAGAAGGCUCCAGCUUCGAGCGCUACCCCAAGACCUUUGAGACGGUGCGCAGAGCCGAACCCCCUCCUCCUCCUCGAGCCGAACUCCGCGACACCGACCGCAGGGACAGAGACGAGAGACGACCGGUGCCCAUGCACGAUCGGCCGAUGGGAGCCAGAGCGGCGAUGCCCGGCAUGUCACACAACCGCUCACCCAGAGACGGAGGCCAUGGGUGGAAGAAUGAUGGAGGGAUGAACUCCAACAAGGGAGAGAUGAGAGGACCGAUGCGUAUGCGUCCUGAACGGUCGGGCAGAGAAGGUCCAGGUCCCGCACUCAGAGGAGGAUCCUCGGCCAGCCGUGGACGGAGCAGCUUCAACGACCGAGACGGAGGAAGACCCAUGGUGAUGAGUGAUCAGCCGUUCAGUUCAGGUCGUCAGGUGGUGGUGGAGCGUCACAGCAGGGAGCCGGGGCUCAGGAAGGAGUGGCAUGGCGGGUCGAGCUCCCAGGGUGGAGGCUUCCCUGAUAACCGCAGGAUGGGAGAUGCCCGUGGCAGCAUGAUGGCUCCCUCCAGCCACUCUUCAUCUGGAAUGAACCGGAUUGUUCAGAUCACCAGCAACUCCAUUCCCAGCGGCGCCAACGUGGGUGGAUUCAAACCCUUCAAAGGAACGCAGCGGCAGUUCUGACCAGAGCCUGCUGCUCUGAAAAGCACCUGAACAUUUACUGAACUUUCUUUUUAGAGUAUCAGCUGUUUUAGUUGGCACGUUUGUAGCCAUGAGGUUGAUGACACUAUUUUAUUUGUAUAGACCAGUGUUUACCUCAGUGUAGGGUUCUCCUGACAGUUGUGCUGUUAUCAUUAAAUAACCCUGUGCACAUGUUUUACUGAUAUGUAGGAAGCUAUUGUACAGCCCCAGGUCUUUGUAAGUAAAGUUUUCCAGUCUCUCAGUGAGUGUAUGUACAUGUUCAGUUCUCCUGUGUCUUAUUUCAGUCUCUGAGAGGAAACUAAUCACAGUGGAGCUGUUUUAAAGUCAAACCUGAUGUGGAAAGAUGAGUUAGAUUUACUGAAACAUCAUCAAACUCUGAAACAGCCUGUGUUGUAGAGUCUGAUCCUGCAGGGCUCUCAGGACUGGACCCUGAUCACAUGUACAGUCUGAUUUAUUUCACUCAGAUUUCAUUAAUUUAACCCAGUGACAGGAGGUUCUGUGACUGUGCUACGGACAAUACAGACUCCAUUUCUGUUUCAGUUCUAUUUAUUUGUUCAUUUAAUUUAAAACCUGUUUUUUUUUUAUCCUUUUUAUAUUUGGACCAACACAGCCUGUCCAGAGCUGCCUCCUCACACUCACUUUACUUACACACCUGUUGUAAUUGAAGCUUGAUUAAACAGAACGACUCUGA
Molecule: messenger RNA, 3735 nt
Organism: Lates calcarifer (barramundi perch)
Lineage: Eukaryota; Metazoa; Chordata; Actinopteri; Centropomidae
Gene: sltm
Product: SAFB-like, transcription modulator
Exons: 20
Coding region: 27-3026 (999 amino acids)
Biological process (GO): regulation of mRNA processing; regulation of transcription by RNA polymerase II
Cellular component (GO): nucleus
Molecular function (GO): sequence-specific DNA binding; RNA binding
Source: RefSeq, a predicted model, not a curated record